AUGUCGCUGCUCGACCUGCCCCCAGAGCUCCUCGGCAUGGUUGCAUGCCACCUCCACAGCCUGGCCACCAUUUCCGCCUUGAUGAAGACCAGCCGAUGGCUUCACCAAUUCCUGCAGCAAGGCGGAUUUCUCUACGACCGAGUCCCUGCCAAUCGACGCGAUACGGUGUUAAGGAUAGCAUGCGCGGAAGGAACAAAGAAGCUGGCGCAUGCCAUGCUGUCGCGAGGGGCGAACCCGACGGCAGAAGCUCGUCACGGCCAGAACCCCGAGGAGCCGCGUAGUUCGAUCGAGUAUGCGGCAGACAGGGGCCAUGCAGACAUCAUUGAGAUGAUACUUGAUCACGACACUCAGAUCUUUCUCGCCGAUGCACCCUCUUAUACCUUGAAACGUGCAUUCGACCGGGCCAUUGUCAAGGGACAAGCACAAGUGGUUAGGGUUAUUCUAGACCAGUCCAAAAAGGCCACCUCAGAGACUGCCCGGGGACAGAAGUCGGCGCAAUUCACCUCCCAAUUGUUGGACCACGGCCUCAAUUUCGCUUUCCGAGAUGCGCAGGAAGAGGUCGUCGAGGCACUCUUGGCCGAUGAUCGCGUUCGUUUGAUCGAGUGGAAUUUACCCGCAGCGGCCACAGGUGGAAAUGAAAGGCUCGUGCGACGAUGCCUGGCGGGACUGCCUCACAAUAUGGCCAAUUAUGCGGCCAGCAUGGAAAAGGCCGCGAGUUGUGGAAAUGCUGGGGCGCUCAAGGCGAUUUUGGAGGUGGAGGGGGUCGAUCCAAACACCACCGUUGGAUACUCCCAACCCCCCUUACUGGUUGCUGUGAAGAAUGGCCAUGAGAAUAUUGUACAGACCCUACUGGAAAGAUCGGACGUGCAGCCCGAACUAAAAGAUUCGCUUGGCUGGACGCCGUUUGCCAUCGCCGCCCGGAAGGGGUACCGGGGUAUCAUGGAAAUACUAUGGAAAUCAGGCCGAGUGGACAUCGGCUGGACCUCCAUCAUUGGCCAAACCCCUCUGUCCCUGGCAGCAGAGGCCGGUCAUGGAGACGUCGUCGAUUUCCUCCUGUCACUCAAGGGUGUCGAUGUGGACUCCCCCAACCCACAGGGACGGACGCCGUUGUCGCUGGCGGCCGGGGCUGGCGCGGCGCGUGUGGUGAAGACGCUCUUGGAAACUGGCCGAGUGGACCCUAAUUCUCGAGAUUGUGAUGGACAGACGCCAUUGGCAUGGGCGGUCAUGCAGGGAUUUCCCAUGAGGACAUCCGGUCAUGGCCAACGAAACGCGCAACUUGCACGAGAGGAGAAGCAAAUCCUCGCCCUUUUGAAAGACCCGAGCGGCGCAGAACUCGAGCCUCCCACCAAUAGCCAUUCCAAAGACCCGGAUAAUCGGCGGAGGGAGGAAGCCACUGAGCGAGGCAUGGCUGUAUUGAACCACCUUCUGGCACGGGAGGAGGUUUUUCCAGAUUCGCGAGAUAACCAGGGCCACACCCCCCUGUCUUACGCUGUAAGAUAUCGACAUGUCGAAGCUGCACGUCUGCUCCUGGCGACGGGGAAAGUAAACUUGCACAACAAAGAUAGCAGCGGUCGAACACCGUCCGACUGGAUUACCAAGCGCUGA
Messenger RNA from Penicillium argentinense, 1605 nucleotides. RefSeq lists its product as uncharacterized. Gene Ontology annotation, molecular function: protein binding. The record is from RefSeq and is a predicted model, not a curated record. Bases 1 to 1605 code for a protein of 534 amino acids. NCBI's taxonomy places the organism in Eukaryota, Fungi, Ascomycota, Eurotiomycetes, Eurotiales, Aspergillaceae. The transcript has a single exon.